AUGGAAACCUAAUAUAAUACAUACUCCCUCCCUCCCUCUCUCUCUCUCUCUCCCUCCUCCUCUCCCACUCUCCCUCUAUGUCUCUCUCCCCUCUCUCCAUCCACACCAAAGCUCUUUAGGCUACUUUGCGCAUGUACGGCCAGUCAAAGCGAGCAUUGCAUCGACUCCAAGAUGGCGAAAACACGUCUGGCUUGCCUCCUGACUCUGCUCUCAACUCACUGCUACUUCAACGUGUCAGCAGUGGUCCUGAAAACCAACAACGAAUCACCGUGGACCAAUGAGUUUGACAAAAUUGAAUUAUCGUGUUUGAUCGAGUCCAUCUCUACAACCAACCCCAGGAUUGAAUGGAAGAAGAUAACCAAUGAGGGGCCAAGUUAUGUGUACUUUGACAGGAAGAUCUCAGGCGACCUGGAGAACCGAGCGAUGAUCAGAGAACCGGCCACAUUGCUGAUAACCAACGCCACAAGAUUGGACACAGCCAAAUAUCGCUGUGAGGUCACGGCCGCUGACGACCAGAAGUCCUUUGAUGAGAUCGUGAUUGACCUUGUUGUAAGAGUAAAGCCAGUGGUGCCAAAAUGCAGUGUCCCAAAAUCAGUGCCUUUUGGGAAGUCAGCCGAGCUGAGCUGCGUGGAGGACGAGGGCUUCCCCAAGUCUCAGUACCAGUGGUUCAAGAACAGGGAGGAGAUUCCCGACGACCCAAAGACCAGCCUCAAGUUCUUCAACUCCACAUACACACUCAACGCAGAAGCCGGAACUCUGAACUUCAUCGCAGUCAGAAAAGAAGACGCGGGCGAAUACUUCUGCCGAGCAAAGAACGACGCAGGAUACUCCGAGUGUCCGCCCCAGAAGAUGGAAGUCUAUGAUAUUGACGUUGUGGGGAUCGUACUGGGAGUGCUGGUGGUGGCCGUAGUGCUCUUGUGUAUAACAGCGGGGAUCUGCUGUGCAUACAAGCGAGGCUACUUCUCCAGCCAAAAACAGACGGGGAACAAUUACAAAGUUCCAGCUAAAGGAGAUGGAGUGGACUACGUCAGGACGGAGGAUGAGGGCGAUUUCCGACACAAGUCGUCAUUUGUGAUCUGAAAAGAGAGGGGGGGAUGACGAGGGGGCCCUGUGCUGAGUGAAAGACAUGACACGUGGGACUGCGCUCCACGCUGUCUGACCACGGAGCUGCCACGGCUCAUGCUCGGAGCUCUCAGCAUGGGCUGAAAUCCAACUACUCAAGUUUGCCAAAGGUGACAAGAUUUCACAGGACAGCUACGUCAAACUACUACACACGUAGGGACUGCGAUCCAUUCGUCAACUUUUAUCACCACCAACUGAUUUCUUUUGCUAAAUUAUGGAGUUCUUACUUUACAGUUAAUUGCAUGGUUUUUAAACACCAUCCGAGGUGGAGGAGAGGAAACACUUCUUCGUCUCUUUCCUCCAAAGUCAGUCAAUCAUGACACCUUUCUACUUUUGCUUCGAACCUUUUUGCCAUUUGUAUAACAUUUCUUUUCUACUGUUGAAAUUUGUCAGACUAUUUUUGAUGGAAUAUAUUUUAAAAUGCCUAUAGAUAAAGGUUUACUUUUUUAAAUAUUUGUAAAAUACUAACAUGUUUUUUUUUGUUUUGGUUUUUUUUUUGUUUUGUUUUUUUCUUUUAUUUGGUUGUGGAUAAAAAUAUGUAACACUUUAACCACUUUGCAUCAAGCUGCAAGCAUUUACACCUGUGUAAAUCGGAAGAAAGAAAAAGACAAAUGAAAAAUGACUUGUAUCAGCAUCUCAAGAUGUGGUUCUUGAUCGGCGGUCUUACAUAUUUAAUUUCUCCGCUGGGAAUGCCCCCCCCCUUUCUGUUGUGAGAGACUUCCAUGUUCAUGUUUGUAGAUAGUCUUAG
This is a messenger RNA of Sander lucioperca (pikeperch), 1870 nucleotides long. RefSeq names its product junctional adhesion molecule 3b (gene jam3b). Gene Ontology annotation, molecular function: protein homodimerization activity; protein heterodimerization activity. Bases 172 to 1080 code for a protein of 302 amino acids. The transcript has 9 exons. The record is from RefSeq and is a predicted model, not a curated record. Lineage: Eukaryota; Metazoa; Chordata; Actinopteri; Perciformes; Percidae. Gene Ontology annotation, biological process: angiogenesis; cell adhesion.